AUGCAUGAGCAAGCAAAUGCCAUAAACACUUACAAAAGGCCUUUUAAUUCUCCGUACUCUGAGACAUACAACCCAAGGUGGAGGAAUCACCCCAAUUUUAGUUGGAGACAGGAGAAUAAUGCACCAACACCACCUCAAGAGUCCUCUAACUUUGUUCCUUAUGUUUCCCCACAUAAGAGGACUCUUGAGGAUACGUUGCAAACAUUCAUGAGUGGAAAGGAGGUAAACAAAGAAAUUCCAACAAAGGUUUUAGAACCCAAGGGAAAUUUAGAAACCAAGGAUGAUGACAAGCCUAGUAAGGUUGAGAAUGUUGAGGAAAGAGUGUACAAGCCUGUUGCCCCAUUCCCCCAAAGGUUGCUUGCACCUAAAAAGGGGACAACAAAUCAAGAUGUUUUGGAAGUGUUCAAACAGAAUGCGUUUUUAACAGAGCAGGUAAGUUCGAUAAUUCAGCAGAAAAUCCCUUUCAAGCAAAAAGACCCUGGAUCACCCACUAUCUCAUGCAUCAUCGGUGAUUCUAAGAUUGAUAAAGCAUUGAUUGAUUUAGGAUUUGGUGUCAAUUUACUACCCUACUCAGUUUCUAAGCAGUUAGGUCUUGAUACAAAGCUUGUUGCACCAUCUAGCAUUGACGUUCCUGUCAUUUUAGGACGACCAUUUUUAGCUAUUUCUAAUACUUUGAUUAAUUGCAGGAAUGGAAUCAUGGAGCUUACAUUUGGAAAUAUGACCGUUGAGUUGAACAUCUUCAACAUUUAUAAGCAACCUGCCAUUGAUGAUGAGGAGGAAAUUGUUGAGGUAGACAUGAUCCAAAAUUUGGUGGAAAGUAAACUUGCUCAUUAUAUGAUUUCUAAUCCUAUAGAGGCAUGUUUACUGAAUCCCAACAGUGAUGAUAUAGAAUUGGACAGGGCUAAUGAUAUUUUGGAUGCUAAUCCAAUGAUGGACACUAAUGGAUGGAACCCAUGUUUUGAGGACUUGUACAGUCCCAUUAAAACUCAUCCAUCUAAUUUCAAAGCACCGAAAAUUGAAAAACCAAAAACUGGCAAUGCUUUUAAAGAAAAAUAUUUGAAAUCAUUUUUUGAAAAUUUUGAGCUUAAGGAUGAGUCUUUUGAUCUGAGACUAAAGGAGAAGCUACUGGAGACACAACUACAGUUGGAGAAGGUCACCGAUGAAAAACUGACUCAUAUGCUGUCAAUCCAGAAGAGCCCAGCAAACAAGACUGGACUCGAGUAUGUAGCUCCUCCUUUUGAUAUUCCCUUUACUUCUAGGACUGUCUUUGUGAAGCCCACAGUCCUCAAGCCUCCACCCACUGUCAUGGAUAAAAAGAAGGACAAAUCAAUGGAGAUGUUCCGAUCACUCAAAAACUCCCUACCAUCAGAAGAUCUCCCAUAUGCCACCACUUCGGAUUAA
This is a messenger RNA of Alnus glutinosa, 1401 nucleotides long. RefSeq lists its product as uncharacterized. Lineage: Eukaryota; Viridiplantae; Streptophyta; Magnoliopsida; Fagales; Betulaceae. Bases 1 to 1401 code for a protein of 466 amino acids. The transcript has 5 exons. The record is from RefSeq and is a predicted model, not a curated record.